Molecule: messenger RNA, 1197 nt
Organism: Durio zibethinus
Lineage: Eukaryota; Viridiplantae; Streptophyta; Magnoliopsida; Malvales; Malvaceae
Product: protein FAR1-RELATED SEQUENCE 3-like
Source: RefSeq, a predicted model, not a curated record
UUAUUAUUCCCAACGCUGAUCUUGCACCCCCAAACUCUCGCCCUUUUCCGAUGCCCAAUCGAUCAUCGCAAUUUCAUCUCCAUUAACGUUAAAAUUUCGAUGGAGUUUAGGGUUCAUGGUAAUGUUAAUGGUGGCAUGGUACUGAAUUCGGUUCAAGUGGAUGCUAGUAGUAGCAUGGAUAAUGAAAACGAAACAGGAGAAAAUCUUGUUGAAGGAGCUUUUCAACAUGGUCUGAAUGAAAAAUUGGAUCAAACUUCUCCUGAAAGGGAUGACAUCCCAGAGGGUGUUCCAGCUGAUGAGCCUUAUGUGGGUCAGGAGUUUGAAUCUGAGGCAGCUGCACAUGCUUUUUAUAAUGCAUAUGCCACAAGGGUGGGAUUCAUCAUUCGUGUAAGCAAACUUUCCCGUUCAAGGCGUGAUGGAUCUGCUAUAGGUAGGGCACUUGUUUGUAACAAAGAGGGUUUUAGAAUGGCUGACAAGCGAGAAAAAAUUGUGAGGCAAAGGGCAGAGACGAGGGUUGGAUGCAGGGCAAUGAUUUUGGUGAGGAAAGUAAGUUCUGGAAAAUGGGUUGUCACAAAAUUUGUGAAGGAGCACACUCAUCCUCUGACACCUGGGAAAGGUCGGAGGGAUUGCAUUUAUGAUCAAUACCCGAAUGAACAUAAUAAAAUCCGAGAGUUAACACAGCAGCUAGCCAUUGAGAAAAAGAGAGCUGCAACCUAUAAAAGACAUUUAGAAUUGAUCUUUGAGCAAAUUGAGGAGCACAAUGAGAGUCUGUCAAAGAAGAUCCAGCACAUAGUAGACGGUGUGCGGGAAAUGGAAAACAAAGAGUAGCAGAGCCGUGUAUAGUUCCCAGAUAGCUUUUCAUACAUUAUUGAAAUAUAGGAACAAAAAACCUGGUAUAGAGUUAUGAUGUUGAAUAUAGGCCAGUGUUUAUAUGGUUUGGUUUGCUUAGAAAAGUAACAUCCUGAUAUUGUUCUAGGUCUUUGUUAGAGAAUCUAGUUAGGUCUGUUGCCUAGGAAUCCUGGGGUUUAUACCAUUUCAUUGGAAUGCCUUGUAUAAGUUAUGCUUCCAUAUUUGAACCACAUGGCUAGUAGGAUAGACUAGGAUCUGUCAAUGUACAGUCUUUAUGGGGCCAGCCUUGUGCAGUUUGUGUGAAGGAUGUAAAGAUAAUUGGCAUUGGGAUGUCAGUUUUUUGUGCUU